AUGUCUUCGUUCGUCCCUCGCGCCGCAAACCGGCUACGGCUUUCCACUCGUGCUGCCACACCUCUGCCCGUCCGCGCCUUUUCGUCGUCGCCGUACCUCGCCCAGCAAAAGCCCAACAAUGAAAAGACGACGCAUUUCGGUUUCGAGAGCAUUGCCGAGUCAUUGAAGGAGUCAAAGGUCGGUGCCGUCUUCAGCUCGGUGGCCUCAUCCUACGACACAAUGAACGACUUCAUGUCCCUCGGCAUCCACCGCCUUUGGAAAGACCACUUUGUCCGCAGCAUAAACCCUGGCAGCCACACCCCCGGCGCACCCCAAACCGGCUGGAAAGUCCUCGACAUCGCCGGCGGCACCGGCGACAUUGCCUUCCGCAUCCUCGAUCACGCGACAAAUAUAAACCACGACCCAAACACACACGUUACAAUCUCCGACAUCAAUCCUGAUAUGCUUGCCGAGGGCCGCAAGCGCGCUGCUCUGUCCCACUAUAACGGUACCGGAAGACUAGACUUUGUAGAGGCGAAUGCGGAAAACUUGCACAUGAUUCCUGAUAACAGUAUGGAUCUGUACACGGUCUCGUUCGGCAUCCGUAACUUUACACACAAGGAUGUUGCAUUGAAGGAGGCUUUCCGCGUCCUGAAGCCUGGGGGUGUGUUCGCAUGUCUUGAGUUCAGCAAAGUCAACAACCCUGUCUUCGAUUUCGUAUACAAGCGAUGGAGUUUUGCUGCUAUUCCUUUGAUUGGGCAGGUUGUCGCUGGAGACAGAGACAGCUAUCAAUAUCUUGUGGAGAGUAUUGAGAGGUUCCCUAGCCAGACUGAGUGGAGGGACAUGAUCAAAGAGGCUGGAUUUGUGGUUCCUGGUGGUGAGAACGGUCAAGGUUGGGAGGACUUGACUAAUGGUAUUGCUGCCAUCCACAAGGGUAUCAAGCCCUUGAAGUAG
Molecule: messenger RNA, 933 nt
Organism: Aureobasidium namibiae CBS 147.97
Lineage: Eukaryota; Fungi; Ascomycota; Dothideomycetes; Dothideales; Saccotheciaceae
Product: UbiE/COQ5 methyltransferase
Exons: 2
Coding region: 1-933 (310 amino acids)
Biological process (GO): ubiquinone biosynthetic process
Molecular function (GO): methyltransferase activity
Source: RefSeq, a predicted model, not a curated record